AUGAAUUUUUGUUCAUUUAUAUUUUUAUUUACCCUUACAUUACGUGUAUUAUUUGCAGCACAAAAGGAUUUAUAUAGGUAUGAUGAUAAGAACAGUUAUCGUUCUUCUCAUAAGAAAAUUUCAAGUUUAAAAUGUGCCACAAAAGAACCGGUAUAUCAUGAGAUGCCAAAAAAUGAUACAUUAUAUGAUAAUUUUGUAAAAUAUAAUAAAAAAAUAUACAAGAAGAAUUUGAAUAAUGGAAAGGAUGAUAAAAAAUAUUCCAGAAAUAUGUUAAACAAUAAGUAUUCUGAAGAUUUAUUUGAAUCGGUUAAUAUGGUAGAAUGGUGUUAUUAUAAAAAUGAUAUGAUUAAGGAACGUAAUGUCAUAUCUGAAUCAAAUACUGUAUGGAAAAAACCUAGUUGGAUGACUAGAUUUAAGAAUAAAUUAUAUAAAAUGAUUUUUAAAAAGAAUAAAUUUUGGAAAUUUAUAUCAGGAAUCAUAACAGUUUUGGGAAAUAGUGCUAUAAUUUGUGAGAUUAUUAUGCUCAUAGGAUAUAUAAUUAAAUAUUUUAUGUGUUUUUGUUCAUGUGCGUAUUCAUGUUUAUGUUCAUGUAUAUGUUCAUGUUCAAGUUUAUGUUCAUGCAUAUGUUCAUGCAUAUGUUCAUGUAUAUGUUCAUGUAUAUGUACAUGUACGUGUAUAUGUUCAUGUUUAUGUUCAUGUAUAUGUUCAUGUGUAUGUUCAUGUGUAUGUUCAUCUGCGUGUACAUGUGCUUGUGUAUAUACUAGUGUAAUUGGUUCUACAUUAAUUGCUGUAUCUGCAGGUAUCCUUGCAGCUAUUAUAUUAUUAAUUAUAUUAACAAUUAUAAUAGUUUGGUUACUUGUUACAUGGUUAUGGUCUCAUAAGGAUGAGUAUUACAAAACAAGUGAAUAA
Plasmodium falciparum 3D7 is the source of this 909-nucleotide messenger RNA. RefSeq lists its product as uncharacterized. NCBI's taxonomy places the organism in Eukaryota, Apicomplexa, Aconoidasida, Haemosporida, Plasmodiidae. The transcript has 2 exons. The record is from RefSeq and is a predicted model, not a curated record. Bases 1 to 909 code for a protein of 302 amino acids.